Messenger RNA from Chironomus riparius, 15864 nucleotides. The record is from the annotation of a GenBank genome assembly. Lineage: Eukaryota; Metazoa; Arthropoda; Insecta; Diptera; Chironomidae.
AUGUCAUCUAACUGGACCGACGUAAUAAGUUGUAUCAAAGAUAAAAGUGAACCUACGCUCUUAUAUAGAACAGAAACGUUUAACGUAAUUAAGAUUAUAGUAAAAAGAGAACAUGAAAUCCUUAAUCAUAAUGAGGAAUACAAUACAUUCUUCGAUCAUCUCAUUGCCCUACUCGCAGAAAGUAUCGCUACAAUUCCAAUUGCAGUCUCACAGACAAAAUUGCUGAACUUGCUAGAAGCUACAAAUCUCAUAAUACGCUAUAUUGUGAAACGAUUUGAGAGCCCUAAUGCACCGAUUAUAUUACUGAAAGCAUUGAAAUCACUUUGUGAUGUGGAUGCACCACUUGAUAACUAUCCAGCAUAUGCAUGCUUAAAGAACAUGAAGCAUCCAGAUAAUUCUAAAUCAUCAAAUGGCUCUGGAUCUGAUAAGGACAGUCCGAAAUCAGAAACUGUCAAAAGAUCAAGAUCUGAACUGUCUAUUGUGAUCAUGCAGCAACUUACACAGCCAUUGACAUCAUCUGGAACUGUCCCGCUUACGAAUUUCAGUGAAACGCAGUUUGACUUUACUGAAUUAUUCAGAAAAGAAGUUAUGGAUUUGCUUAAAUCCCUUAAUGCUAAUGAUGUCCUCUUAAAAUGGUGCAUUAAUUGUAUUCCAAUUAUUUCGACCAAUUAUUCCCUAAAAUAUGACACCGAACUUGUCUUACAACAAAAGUCACUCCAUUUGCCACAGACAAAUAGUGAUGCUCAAAGUAUUAAACAGUGUCUCAAGCAAAUUGAUAUAGACACAAAUAACAUUUUGCAUGUCCUUCAAUUACCGAUUAUGGACCCAUUGACUAAAGUCAGAAUUCAACAAUUAUCCCAACUAUCUAUCUCUGCAUUGUAUUGCUGUAUUGUUACAACUGUUGCUCAUAGUAUUGGCAUGAUCUCAAGUAGCACAGCUAGUACACAAACAUCAGCUCCAAAAAGCACAUCUACUUCUACUCAACAGAACAUAACAAGCUCAACAGCAAACAACAAAGAAGUUCAAUCCACAACUCCUGAAAUUGAUCCAUAUGAAGAAGUUUCCCGUAGUGUUGUCACACAGUCAUUGGAGAUUUUCAAGAGCGUCAGUGAAAUUUUAAAGAGACAUGCACAGAACAAUGUUUAUCAAAAUCAUUUAUGUAUGGGAGGAUGGAUCUUGCUUGCUGGAAUUCAAGGAGCUAUGAGUGCAUCAAGUGGAACGCAAAAGUCCUCUUCACAACUUCAAACUGGAUCAGAUGAGUUUGUUAAAAGCAAGAGUCCAUCAAGACAUGCUGAUCAAAAUGUUCCACAACCAAGAGUUAAUCUUUUCAAAGUUCAACAAGGCUUUGGAAUCUUGAAUGUGUCGAUUGCUAAGUACAGUAUUAAAAUAUUAGAGGAACUUCUUGAUGAACUAAAGAUGGAAAGUGGAGAUGGCAUUGAUUUGAAGUUUAGUGAUGAUAUUUUGAUCGUUCAACAGCAACAACUCUCGCCUGAGUUGAUUAAUUUCAAUAUUAUGAAGCUAUAUUCAUCAAUGGACAGGAUUAUCUGUGCUUUUAGUGGAACGACAAUUCAACAACUCAUGACUUUCCUAGCAACAAUCGCUUAUCGUAAAGCUUGCUCAUUAAAACAUUUAACAGAAUUUGGUGGAGAGCAAUUAAGCUACAGUGACUCAACAACAUAUUUUAAUGACACAUUAUCAUGCUCAGAGGAUGAUUCAGAUACAGAAGAUGAGGGAGAAGGUGAAGAUUCCGACGAAGAAAGUAGUGAUGGAUAUUUAGGAUCAUGGUUGAAGGAAGCAUUGUCACCUGAAGGCAAUGAUGUUGAAAAUGACAAAAAUGAUAAGAACGAUGAAAAUCAAAAGACAAACUCGCAAUUUCCAGCAAAGGAUGAACCACAUGAAUACCUUGAAUUGGCAUCGCAAAUCUUUCAGUUCCUUGAUGCAAAACUUGGUGAUGCUGAGAAUAAAUUUUUAAUUAAAUAUGUUCGUCAUGGAUUAAGUGAACAGCAAAUGGUUCUGUUGGCAAACAUCCUUAAAGAUCUAGAUUCUGAUGUUCAAAUUGGAAUUCACAAUAGUCCAAUGAUUAUUACAUCCAGUAAUGUAUCCACAAACGAUGCUACAAAUGCCGCAAUUCAAUGGAAAUCAUCAAUGGUCAAAUUUUCCAGUUCCAUCGGAAAAUACAUGCACAAUUUGAUAUCUAAUUCAUUAUUAAGUGAAUCAUUGCAGUCAUUGCUUUUGCAAAAUCUUGGAGUCAGUCCAUGGGCUAAUGACACAAACAAUUGGCCAUUAGAAGUCUAUUCAAGGAUCUUGGCAGUUGUCGUUCAAAUACUUUUAUUGAAACCGAGCCAAGAAAAAGAGGCUGCAUGUUUGUCAGUAUGGCAUCGAUUAGUGAAUACAUUAGUCGAAGGAGUUUGUGGAAAUGUCGUCAGUCAAUUUGAUGAAUAUGAUGACUUGAAUAUUGAGCAUGCUCAACUUCUCUUAUUCUUGUUCCAUUCGCUUAAUUUGAUGCAAAAGAAAUCAAUAUUGCUUCUUGUUGCCGGCGGUGUCAUUCGAUGCGCUGAAGUUUGUAGAGUCACUGGACCAGAAAAGCCACUUCGUGAUGUUCAAUUGAUUUUAUUGUCAAGAUUAUUGCUCUUCUUGGAGUAUUUGAUGAAGCAUCUUUAUAAUCCACCAGAAAUUCUAUUGGAACAAGUAAGCUGGAAUUUAUUCAGCGUAUUCUCAACUGAUUCGGACGAGAAGAAUGCAGGAUUGAUGAACUAUAAAUUAAAAAUGGCAAUGUUCUAUAGAAAGGACAUUGAAGAAAAGUACAGAAAGUUGUCAACAGUUCAUGAUGGAAUUACAAUUAAACCGAAACUGUAUUCAUUGACUGCAAUUGAUCCAUCGAAGCAAAAUGAAUUCAAACUUGAUGGUUUAGCAUGGAACUUUAUUUUAUGUACCCCAGAUAAAGUCAAAUAUCCAUUGCUUAUCGAUUCACUUGUCAGCAUUCUAAAUAUCACUGAUAUGAGCACUGGAAAGAUCCCACAUCAUUCUCAAUUCUCAAUCUACUACUGUCAUAGCCUUGCAUGGAAAUUGCUUUUAGGCUUACCACCAUCAACUUCACAUGUUGAGAAUCUCAUCAGUUUAGAUGAUAAGCAAGUUAAUCUUCACACACUUAUAUGGUCAACAAGAUGCUUAAAACCAGUCGCAAGUGGAGUUCAUUCUCAUAACUUGAUCGUUGACUGCUUGAUUCGUCAAGGAAUGUAUACACAAGCUGCUGAAACAAUGUGGAGUAACUUGACUGAGAAAUUGAAUGAUUAUAAUCAUGUCUUGACAGCUGCAAAGUUAGGAUUGGAAUCAUUCUUGCAGACCUUCCAAAUACAGACACCAAGACUCUCAAAAGUCAUCAUGCUAGAUAGCUUACUGUCACAUCUUUAUUACUAUCAAACAUUAGCUGCUAAUGGAGAAGCUAAAAGUGAUGAUCAAACUGUAUCAAGUCGACCACCAAGUGUUGACGAAUCUAUGGGUAAAAGUCUACUUGAGAAACUGAUUCAGACAUUAGAGCUUGUUAUGGGAGUAUUCAACAAAGCUAUGGCUACGAAUUUUAGUGGUCAAAUUCCUCAAAAAAUUAUGGACGCAAUUAUUGCAAUUUCUGGAACUAGAAAUAAUUUGUCUGGAGAUUUAGCUGAGAACUUGAUGAGAAGCAUUCAGUCAUCAGAUAAGGAAGUGCUGAAUAUUGAAUGGAAACGACCGAUGUGUCUUGGUGACACAAAUAUCCAACAACCAGAACAAAUUACUCUGAAUAUUGUCGAAGCUCAUUUAGUAGAAGUUUAUCGUCAUCAGAACUUUUCAGUUCUACUUUCACUUAAAAGUGUCAUUCGCAGUCUUAUGAAUUGGAUUUACUACAUGCUGCCACACUACGAUAACAGCAAACCUGAUUCAAGACUGCAGAAUCUGUUGGUUCAAAUGCAGUUUGAUGCUCGCACAGAUUUCAUCUACGAUUCAAUAACUAAAUGCCUAGAAUCUUUGAUUGGAAGUGACUCAAGCUCUGAAAAUUUCCAACUUCCAGCUUACAUGCAUUUGAUUCAGCAAACAUAUACAAUUUUGAUUGAAUAUUGUGAAUCGAGCAUGAUUGGAUCAACAAAGUCAAUGAAUAUUGAUGAAUCAGCAUUGCAUGACAUCAUUCGAUAUUAUGAAAGCUUAACUGAAAAGCCAAAUGGAUUGAAAGCAUUGAAAGAAUUCUUUUUUGAACGUAAAUUUGGAAAUCUUGUCAAUAUUUUGUUGUCAUUCAGUGGAACCAAUUUAACUCAACAAUACAGCCACAAAGUCUUAAAGUUCUUUGAAAAGCUCUUCCAAGUAUCCGAGAAUAUGGAUUCAUCAUACUCAAUUGACGAAGUAUGUGUCUCAUUAGCUGAUUUAGGAACAGUUGAUUCAGGAAAAUUAAGGAACUGGUUAAGUCACAUCUUGCUUGGACCUAAAGGAUUAUCAAUUGAUGGUGGAAGUGCUACUUCAAGCAAUUUCCCAACACCAACAAAUCUUGGAACACAGUCAUCGGCACCUCCAUCCUUGCCAAUUGAUAAGAAAUCUGGACCAGAAACAGCUGAAGCAAUGGAAGUAGAUGAAGAGUGCAGUAAAGUCGGAUUACCAUCAAUUGCUAACUGGACAACAAUUGCUCAUUCGUCAUCAAACGAUCAAGCUGUUGGUGGAGCACCAGAGAGUGUCGAAAAUAAUGGAAAACUUUUACAGAUCUUGACUAAAUAUAUUGUUGCUGAAAAUCGUGUGUCAACAAAUGUAUCACAAGCGCUAUUUCAAGCCAUGCUACAACUUGGCAAUAAUUUACUAACAAGUCCUACAGUCACUGAUGCAGUUUUGAGUGAUUUUACAUCACUCUUCCAAGUUAUGGUUACAUUAGCUGAUGCUGAUCAAGGACGUGGACAUUCAGCAUUAUUUGCAUCAUCAAUUGAAUGGCUGGAAGUUUGCAAGAAUCGUGCUCUUGAAAAAUAUAAUAAGAAUCAAUCAAUUGUAUUUACGACUGGAACAAACACCGCUAAGAUUCAGCUCGAUAAUAUCACAGCAUUAUUGAAAUAUUUUAGUGACUUGCUGAUUGGAAUUAAUGGACAACAAAGACCAUUAUCAAGUGUUUGGGAUGAUGAUGUAACAUUUGAUAUUGAAGAGAUCAUAGCCAAUGAUCGUGAUGGAGAGAAUGAAGAACUUGAAACGACAGUAGAAGAUUCUGAUGAGGAUACAAACAAUAAAUUGUGUACCUACACAAUUACUCAAAAAGACUUUAUGAAUCAACAUUGGUAUUGGUGCUACACCUGUAAAAUGGUUGAUGACAAAGGAUGCUGUUCAAUCUGUGCUCGUGUCUGUCACAAAAAUCAUGAUGUGUGCUAUGCCAAAUUUGGUAAUUUCUAUUGCGAUUGUGGUGCAAAGGAAGAUGGAUCAUGCAGAGCAAUGAGCUUACUUGAUAACAAUGCUUCAACCAUUCCAUCAUCAACAACUUUAGAUCAUGGUGAGAUCCUUAUUAGCUCAUUAAAACGUCAAACAUCUUCAAGUGCAGUUCAACCAUGCAGUGACAUUCUCAGCUUGAUAAGCAACAAACCAUCAUUAGCCAAAAUGAUUGAUGCGUCAAAGGAUCAACUUAGUAGCGCAGAAAUGUGGAGAAAUGUCUUAAAAUGUUUGUUGAACUUCUGUAAUAAUUUACUUCCAAUCAUCAGAGACAACUGUGCUAAGUUUUCAACAGUUGGAUGCCAUUCAAGAGCUAAGAAUUCUUUGGAACGUUUACAUCUUCCAGAAAAGGCAUUCACAUACAGUGAACAAGUCAUGAUAGCAACAUUAGGGUCACAAGAAGGUGCUUUUGAAAAUGUUCGAAUGAAUUAUUCAGGAGAUCAAGGACAAACGAUUAGACAACUUUUAUCAUCAAACUUGAUUAGACGUGUAGCUCUUUGUGCUUUGUCUUCACCUCAAGGAAAGCGUCAGCACUUGGCUGUGUCACAUGAAAAAGGAAAAGUCACAAUUUUACAAUUGUCAGCUUUGUUAAAGCAAGCUGAUGCUGCUAAGAAGAAAUUGACUCUAACAAGAUUAUCAUCAGUUCCAAUUACCUGUAGUGUAUUAUCACUUGCUGCAAAUCCAGCAAAUGAAGAUCUUCUUGCCGUCUGUGGUUUGAGAGAAUGUCAUGUCUUAACAUUCACAGCAAAUGGAACAGUCAGUGAUCAUAUAGUAUUGACCUUACAACUCGACAAUGGAAACUAUUUAAGACGUGCAAUUUGGUUGCCUGGAUCUCAAACUAAAUUGGCACUUGUUACUGCUGAAUAUGUAAAAAUCUAUGACUUAGCUGAAGACAGCAUUUCACCACUCUACAACUUUGUAGUUCCAUCUGGUGAUAUUCGAGAUGUGUGCUUUGUUCUUCAAGAAGAAACUUACUUCUUGCUCAUCAUGUCAUCUCUUGGAUAUAUUUACACUCAACCAUUAAGUGAUGAAAGUUUAGCUGCACAUGGAGCUUUCUAUGUCACCAAUACAUUAGAACUUGAUCAUUCAUACAUUAGAGACGUCAAUGGACAAAUUCUAGGCGGAGGUGUAUCCAUCUAUUAUUCUCACACGUUGCAAGUCCUUUUCUUCAGCUACGCUGCUGGCAAGAGCUUCAUGGCACCACUGGUCGAUGUUAAUGAAGGUGUUAAGUGUGUUGUAAACUUAAUGCACUCGUCUAAAGUGUUCUCAAAAGGAAGUUCAAAUGGAUCGCAAUCACCAUUAUGUCAAUGGAUGGAAAUUCUCGGACAUCCAGGUUUGAUUUGUGCAAUGCAGCAAUCUACUAAUAAUCCAGUAAUCUUUAUGUUGAAACCUGAAGGAUAUUUAGUUCAAGAGAUUAAAGCUCAAAACUCAAAAGCUAAGAUUAUGGAUAUGGUUGCAAUUCGUCAUCAAGUGAGUGGAACUGAAAAGACAACAUUGAUUUUAUUGUGUGAAGAUGGAAGUUUAAGAAUUUAUGCAGCAAAUCCAGAAGUUACAAAUUAUUGGCUAUCAUCAGAAAUUCAACCAAUUGGAAAUUAUUACAAUUCUGGAAUAAUUGUCAAAGAAAGAGUUGGAAGUAAGAAGAAGGCAAAGAAGAGUUCCAGCAAGCAAUUACCAAAAAUGCAGCAACAAAUGAGUGGAACCAAUCCAAUCUUUCCUGUUGACUUCUUUGAACAUUGUACACCAUUGCAUGAUGUCGAAUUUGGAGGCAAUGACCUACUUGAAAUUUACAAUACACAGCAAUUGCAGCAUCGAUUGAAUUCCACUGGAUUCUAUGUUGCAUCUACAAGAUUUAAUGGAUUUACCUUAGAAGUAAAUAACAAAGACACGAAUGUGGUUAUAACUGGAAUUAGAUUCUUAAUUGGUUCACAAGAUAUUGCACGUGCUCCAACAGCUGUAACUAUUUUGGGAAGGAAGAUUCCAACAAUUUGCCUUCGUGCACGUUGGUUUGCAAUUCCAUUAACACGUGAAGAAAGCUUGCAGUCAGACAAAAAAUUGAACAUUCAUUUCUCACCAUCUCAAGAUCCAGAAUUUGUGACAAUGCUUGAUUCGAUUAAAAUCUAUGGAAAGACUAAGGAAAACUUUGGAUUUCCUGAUGAAAUCUUCGAUGAUUCUGGUGCCGUUUCUUCUAGUUCAGUUCAAAUUCAACAAGUCAGUGAUUCUGAUAGUCAAACUUGUAGUGUAACUCCAUUGGAUAAAAUGGUAACCAGCAUGUUGGAUGUUGUAGACAGUGGAUUUUAUUUCCUUGGAGGAUCGUCAGUUGAUUCUAUUUUAAAACAAUCAGCAAUUGAUGUGACUACUUCCUUAUUGCUUCUUCCAACUCCUGGUGUUGUUCAGCAAUUAUCGAGAUCAGUUUUGGCAACAUUACAUCCUACAAAGUCUCAAUACCAUCAAUAUAAGGAUCGCGAAAUUCUCAAUGAGAUUUCCAAGGAACUGCAAUUUAUGCUCGGAGUCACCAACUUUAAGAAUAUUGAUCCAGAAGGUUUCUAUCGUUUAGUCUUGAUGGUUAGAAAUAUUGCCAUUCAGAGACCACAACAAUUGACGAAGAUAUGCCAAGAAAAUCAAUACCCAAUUGUGACAUCAUUAAUGACUUUGACAAAAGAACUACACCGAAUUUCAAGCAAUUACGAUGAAUCUAUUAUCCACUAUGGAUUGACUCAUAAGGAAGCUACAAUCCAGUCGCUCAUUGAAAUCUUCUAUGCUUUUAUCUACACUGACAGUGCAAUGAUUGAUCAAAUGAUUAAAUUCAUUGUUGAAUUGCUACUUGAUAAAGAUCCACAAGUCAGCCACAGUGCUAAAUAUGCAAUCAUUCGAUUGUUACGUCCAAAAUGUAAGCGACAACGUAAAGUUCUUAUUGAAUCUACUACACCACCAAGCUGUCAAACUCCAACACCACAAUCAGCACCAAUUAUUGUUCCUCCACAAGAGGAUGUAUCUGCAAAUAUCCAAGAUGUUGAUUUGAUUGAACCUUUAGGUUUGGUUGCUGGUGGAGGAGCUGUUGAAAAUCGUGACUUAGUCGAACCAUCAUUAGAAGCAUUAUUAGGAAUGGCUGGAAAUGUACCAGCAUUAGGUGGACGUGAUGGGGAGGCUCUAAUGGAAUUUGCAUUGGAAUUAUACUUGCAUGAAUAUGAUGGAGAUAUUCAGGCCUUCCAAGGCCUAGCAAAUCGUCUUCGUGGAAAUCAAGCAUUCCAAGCUGUUGCUCAAGCUGCUGGAAUCGAUAUAGGUGCUGCAAAUCAACCAAGAGUAAACAAUUCAGCUGGUGGAUCAGAUGAUGACGAUGAAGCAAUUUCAAAUGCAGCUACAGACGGUUCUCGUGAUGUCAAUCAAAUGCUUGCUACAUCUCCAAGUGCUGAACAACUUAUUGACAAUACUGCUGAUGGUGGAAAUGGAUCAGAUGGAAGUAAUGAAUCUAUGGGAGGUGCAUCAGGAAGAAGUUCAACAUAUGACGAGCCAAUGGUAACAUCAAGUAACUCACCACCAAAAAUGAAUUCUAAACUUGAAGCUGUUAAGGACGAAGAAGAUAUUUGUGAACAAGAAAAUUCAGCAAAACUUCAUCAAUUGAGAGUUGCAAUUUUAGAGAAGAUGAUUGAUAACUUUGCAUCUAUUGAUGAAGUCAAUGGACGUCAAGUUAUUCCAUUUAUGCAAGUUAUUUUGAUGCUUACAACUGAUCUUGAUGGCUCACAAGAAGCUGAAAGAAAUGUUAUGACUAAAUUAUUGAGUGCAUGUAUUGAAAAAUUGGAAAUGUCUCAACCAGCACAACUAUCGAGUCGAUCAUCAAAAUCUGAAGUGAAAUUGAUCAUUAUCAGAUACUUUGGAAUCUUGAUGGGUAAAUUGAAGACGUCAUCUUCUAAAUCAAGCUCGGCUACAUCAUCUAUAAGCAUGGAUAACAUUCAAUUUGUUGCAUCAUCAACUGCAUCUUAUUUGACAAGAAGUGGUGCAAUCAACUAUUGCCUGACUAUAUUGGAAUCUUUCUUACCAUACUGGAGACAAAACUCAGCAUCAAGUGAUUCAAAUACAUCUCAAAAUCCAGCAAACGGUGCACAUAUUGUAACAUCAGGUGGAAUGCCAACAAAUUCAUUAUUGAAACCGACACUUUAUGGACCAGUCCCAGACAUGCAACCAUUCUUUGCUCGUCAAUAUAUUAAAGGAUUGACUGAUAUAUUUGAAUUAUAUCCACAAGUCUUGACAGAAAUGGCAGUUCGAUUGCCUUAUCAAAUUCUGAAAUUGACAAAUUCAAACUCAAAUCAACAACAACACACAUACGAUUCUGCAUUGACAUUCACAUUGUGUGAAUAUAUGCUGCACAUGCAAUCACCAUCGAUUCGUCGACAAGUUCGUAAACUGUUGCUUUACAUGUGUGGAAAUAAGGAACGUUACAGAAAAUUGAGAGAUUUGCAUUCAUUGAAUGAACACAUGAAAGCUAUAAGAGCUUCAUUGAAUAGCUCCGGAUUGACUUAUCAAUCAUUGGUAUCAUUGAUGGAUCACUUGAAAGCAUGUUAUGAAAUUGCAUCGGCACGAACUGGAAAUUGGCAAAGAUUCUGCCUCCUCAACACUGACAUUCUCUCAUCUCUGCUCAGUUUGAGUUGCCAGCAAUUGGAUCAUGAACAAAUCUCAACGAUUAUCUUACAAUUAUUGCAAGCAGCUGUUGUAAGUACGAACAGCACAACAACACCAUCAAUUCAAGAAGCAGCAACAUCAUCGACUGGAGCACAAGUGAAAACAAAAGAACGCAAAGAUCGCGAUAAAAGUGAAGAAUUAGAUAAUUUGGGAACCGAAACGAAAUUCGAUCCAGCAAAUUGUAAUCUUCUCGUACAGCAAAUAUUCAAUCAAGUUUCCAUGCCCAAUUUAUCAUUGUUCAUUAAAACAUUCUUGUUAGAGACGAACAGCAUAAAUAUACGCUGGCUAGCACAUGGAUUGAUCUAUGCAUUCUAUGAGAAUUGUAAUGAAGCUAAUAAGAGCAAAUUAUUGGAAGUUCUAUUUGCAUUAUGGCCAAUGAUACCAGUCUAUGGAAAGCGAACACCACAGUUUAUUGACUUGAUUGGAUUCUUCACACUUAACACAAAAUCUGUUGUACACUUGUUGCCCGAGAAAAUUUCUAAAGCCGUGAAAUUAUUACGUGAACAAAAUGAAUUUGUUACUAAACAUCCAUCGGCAUCUUUGUACACAUCACUCGGACAGGUUCUUGAUAUGGAUGGAUUUUAUUUGGAAUCAGAACCUUGCUUGGUCUGCAAUAGUGUCGAUAAGUCAUUCAAUAUCAUCAAAUUGACAUCAAUUAAAAUGGAUUCAAAGUUUACAACUAAUUCCAACAUCAUCAAGCUUGUUAACUCUCAUAUUAUCUCGAAGAUCAUCUUGAGAAUCGGUGACUUGAAGAGAACCAAGAUGGUUCGUACAAUUAAUGUCUAUUACAACAGCAGAAAUGUACAAGCUGUCGUUGAAUUGAAAAAUCGACCAUCAAUGUGGCAUAAAGCAAAGUCAGUUACAUUGCAAUCUGGUCAAACUGAUGUCAAAAUCGAACUCUCAUUGCCGAUUAUCGCAUCAAACAUCAUGUUCGAGUACGAAGAUUUCUACGAAACUGUCACAAGUUUACCAGAAAGUUUACAAUGUCCACGUUGCUCAGCAACCGUUCCAGCCAAUCCCGGUGUAUGCAAUAACUGUGGCGAACACGUAUUUCAAUGCCAUAAAUGUCGUGCAAUUCAUUAUGAUGAGAAGGACCCAUUCAUAUGUCAAUCAUGCGGUUUCUGCAAGUAUGCUAAAUUUGAUUAUAGCAUUUAUGGACGUCCAACGUCUGCUGUCGAUUCCGUUGAGUCUGAUGAGGAUCGUGCAAAGACUGUACAGACAAUAAACAACCUGUUGGAGAAGGCAGACAAGAGUUAUCGUGAAAUAUUGAAUGUUCGUCAAUCAUUGGAAUUAUUAAUUCCAAAAGUUGCUGACGGUGGAAUGGCAGCAGAAUUGAUUGGCGGUGCAAUUUCAAGUACAAUGCACAUCAAUAAAAUCGUUCAGCAGAUGGAGAAGAAGUAUUGCAGUGAAGGUAAAACUCAUUUUGAGGAUUUGACAAAAAUCGUUCAGAAAAUUCAAGCAUGUCGUCGUGAACUUGUUGCUUACGAUAAGUUACAAUUAGAUACAACACCUGUUACUCCCGUUGUCAUGCCAACUGAAUCAUAUGAUAUCACUCAUAACAGAUGUUAUGGAUGUGCACUUGCGUCUAUCGAACAAAUUCUUACUUUGUUACGUGGUAUGGGAUCUCAAAUUCAAUGUCGUAUGCUGUUAUGUAGUGAGGGUUUGAUUGAAGAAUUGGCGACAAAUAAUUUACGUCACGGAACUGAUCAGAAGAUCCAAGAAGAAGUUCGUAAUUUGUUGUGUCUGUUGACAAGAGAUUUACCGGAACCAACUGAGAGACUCUGUAAUUUGUUAAAAGGAAGAGUUAUUGCUGCACUUGAAGGAAGUGUCCCGUUGUCUAAUUUAGAUAAUGCAGUUCGUAAUGAGAUGUCAUUAUUAGAAGCUAUGGCAAUGCAAGAAGACACAUGCUGGCAAAUGAAAUUGAAACCAAUCGUUGAACUGUUUAAGAAGGCAAGCAAUGAUCCAAGAGGACCUGUAACUCCAAUAGUUCAGCCAUGCUUGCGUGUCAUUCAAUUCAUGUGCAAUCCACCAGCACCAACAAGUAAGAAAAAUAAAGGAAAAUCAGCACUUGACUUGUGUACAGUCAAACCAUCAGCAGGAAUUUCUGUCAACACUCAGAGAUGGCUUGAUGAUGAUAAACAGCACUCUUAUGAGGCAUGGAAGGCACGUCAAUCAACAAAUGCUUCAGUUACAGCACAACCAGUCGAUCCGAAAUCAAAAGCUGACACAUUCAUGGCUGUAAUGGAUGAGAAACGUCAACAAACUCGUCGUCUAUACUUGACUGAAAAAUAUGGUCAUCGUUGGCUUUCAAACACAAUUAAGAAACGUCUACAAGCUCCAUUGAAAUUAAUACCAAACUAUUUGCCGAGUAUUCUAUUCCAUCCAACAUCUCGACUUGUUCGCGUUAAUGCAUGCUCAUUAGUAACGUCUUGGAUGUCAACACACGACAGAAAAAUCCGUAUAUUGAACUUAUUAACAGGAUUCUUAAAAUAUAUUGGUGAGGCAGGCGAGGCAAGUGGUGAAUUUAUUGACUUGUUUAAACAAAUAGCUCAAGAGGCACCAUAUCGUCAAUAUUUGGCUUUAAAUCACGUCAUCACGAAGAUUUUAGACUUAUUGAAUAAUGAGUUUGAAAAGAUCUAUCGAUUGGAAGAAUCUACAACGCUUUCAACCGAUUUGGGACAAGGAUAUGCAUUGAAACAAUAUGUUGACCUGAUUUCGAUGUUUUUGGAAAAUCCUCAAAUUAUCAAGGCUUAUAAAGGCGUUGUCUUGCAAAAUAUUAUUCAAAGCUAUUUGAAUCUACGCAAGUUGGUCGUACAAAGAACAAUGUACAUCGAUGAAGCUCAAAAGAGUUUAAUGAACUUGUUGGAAGAAUUGACAAGUGGAACUGAAGAAGAAACGGCUGCUUUUAUGGCAAUUUGUAUUGAUAUUGUUCGUAAGACACCUCCUAAUGAUUUGAAGACACCACUUUUCAUGUUCGAACGUUUAUGCUCAACAAUUCACUCUGAAGAUUCAGAUAAUGACGAGUUCUUCUUAAAUUUGGAGAAAGAUCAGCUUCAGGAAGAGUUCAUUCAAGGAAGGAUGUUAGGAAAUCCAUAUCCAUCUACUGAACCAGGUUUAGGUCCAUUGAUGAGAGAUGUUAAGAAUAAAAUCUGUUUUGACUGCGAGAUCAUGGCUAUGUUGGAAGAUGAUAAUGGAAUGGAACUGCUUGUUCAUAAUAAAAUCAUCAGCUUGGAUUUGCCAGUCAAAGAAGUUUAUAAACGAGUAUGGCUUGCUGGUGGUGGAGAACGUGACACAAUGAGAAUCGUCUAUCGUAUUCGUGGAUUGUCUGGUGAUGCAACUGAAGAAUUUAUUGAGAACCUAAAACCAACAAGUGCUCAGGAAGAAGACAACGAGCAAAUUUAUCGUAUGGUCAACGUGAUUGUUGAUUGUGGUGGAUUGAAAGUUAUUUUGGACCGAAUGAGCUAUUUGCAGAAUGUAAGCAAGUCUAAGCCGUUCUUACAAACUCUCUUAAAACUCUUCUUGAUGUGCGUUAAGGUUAAGAAAUGUCGUGAAGAACUCUGUCAACCAGAACUAAGAGCAAUUUCAACACUGCUUAAAGUCCUUCAUUUAAGUCUUCAGCAUCAAGUUCAAGAAAAUGAUCCUCAAAUGUCAACCGUCACUGAACAACUGCUUGAAAUUAUGGAAACAAUUUUGGCUAAAGCUGCAUCUGAUUCCUUGGAUUCGUUCCUACAAUUCUCAUUAACCUUUGGUGGACCUGAAUAUAUUGAGGCUUUACUGUCAUGCACCAAUCAUGCAAAUGUUAGAAACAAUCGAUGCUUGAUUAGAGUCGUUGCUGCUUUGGUUUAUGGAAAUGACAUCAAAAUGGCUUUGCUUUGUGAUUACUUCAAGAACUGCUUUGACUUUGAGAAAUUCGAUGUUGAAAGAACACCUGAAGAAGAAUUCCAAUUAGAAUUGUUCUGUAUUCUCUGCUCAGCUAUUGAAAAGAACUCGAUUGGUGGAAUCUUAAAGGAUUAUAUUAUGGGACUUGGAAUUGUCGAAAAAGCUAUAAGUUACAUAGUCAAAUAUGCACCAACUAAUCGUAUUAUUCUGCUUCCAUUUGCUUCAUCUUUGGAUUCUGAAGAAUUAAAAAUUUUCAUCUCAAAACCAUCAUUGAAGUACAUCCUGCAAUUCUUAUCAGGCUUGGCAAAUAAACAUGAAAAGACUCAACUUGCAGUUGCUAAAGAAUUAAUUCCAAUUGUCCAUCAACUCGAGCAAGUUUCAUCAGAUGAACAUGUUGGAAGUUUGGCUGAAAAUCUUCUUGAAGCAUUAAGUUCUGAACCAGCAACAGCAAAGACUGUUCAAGAAUAUCGUGAUUCGACUAAAGCUGAGAAGAAACGAUUAGCUAUGGCUACACGUGAGAAACAACUUAAUGCGAUGGGAAUGAGAACUAAUGAAAAAGGACAAGUCACAGCAAAGGAACAAGUUUUACAAGAACUUGAUAAUGCAAUGGCUGAUUUAGUUAAACAAGAGACAGGCUUAACAUGCUUCAUCUGUCGCGAAGGAUAUGCAUCUCAACCUAAUCAAGUCAUGGGCAUUUAUACAUUCACAAAGCGUUGUCCACUUGAAGAGUUUGAACAGAAAUCAAGAAAGACUAUGGGAUAUGCUACAGUCAGUCAUUUCAAUGUCGUCCACACCAACUGUCAUAUGAGUGCUAUAAGAAUCUCACGUGGACGUGAUGAAUGGGAAAGUGCAAGUUUACAGAACACCAACACUAAAUGUAAUGGAUUGUUGCCAUUAUGGGGACCAGAAGUCAGUGAGACUGCAUUUAGUGCAAGCAUGGCUCGUCAACACAGCUACUUGCAAGACAGCACACAACGAAUUGAGAUUACAUUUGUCAGUGGAAUUCAAGACUUGAAGUUAUUACUGCUCAGAUUUGCACACGAAAAGAGCUUCCAUAGCGAUGCUGGUGGUGGUGGCCCACAGUCAAACAUGCACUUAGUUCCAUACUUGAUGUUCUUCUCGCUUUACAUCUCCUUAUCAACGCGCUUAUAUACACGUGAAGAAAAGACAUUGACUGCAUUUUUGAAUCAACCCGUUGGAGAAAAGUGGCUGGAAUCAGCAUAUGAAAUCGAUGGACCAACUUAUCAGAUUGCGUUGAGUAUCGUUCUGCACACACCUGAAUUGUGGAUGAAGAAUCGAAUUAAGUAUUUGAAGAGAUUGAUUGCAAUUUAUCAUGUUCGUCAUUUAUAUCCAACAACAACCUGCAAGGCAUUGAAUGGAAUCGGUGAUAAAGAUCCAAAAGAUUAUUCUGCCUAUAAAGGAGGAUUAAUGCUCUUCGCUUUGGUUGAAUUGAUCUACAAAUACUUCUUCAAUAAAGUCGUUAUUCCAAAGGAUGAAGACUGGCCCGUGUCAUUAUUCAAUUAUAUUCGCAAGAAUGAUGAAGCUAUGGUUAAAUCAGCUGUAACUGUCUUGGAGAAUUUCCGUGAAGAAUAUUUGCCGUGUACAUCAUUUGGAGAGUUCUGCGAUGUUGCUGGCUUAUUUGAAGAUAUUGACGACCCAGAUAAGUUCUUAUCAGAACUUUUGCAAUCUUUGCCAGGCGGAAACUAAAUUUCUAAUAAUAAUAUUUUUUUGUGUGGUAUAAAUGCACUUUAAUAAUACUAUUAAUCUUUUAACUGGAAUGAACUUUUGUAACAGACAUAUGGAAAAUUAUAAAUGAAUUGGAAUUGUAUUUGAUAGCUGGAAUAUACUUAUUAAUAAAAAUAUAUAUCUAAUCAAUUAGCAAGAAAAAUA